Messenger RNA from Linum tenue, 1065 nucleotides. NCBI's taxonomy places the organism in Eukaryota, Viridiplantae, Streptophyta, Magnoliopsida, Malpighiales, Linaceae. The record is from the annotation of a GenBank genome assembly.
AUGUCAAUCGGUCAUUUCCGUUUAUGGAGCAGUUUGGUUCUUUCCCUGGUCCUGUGGAGCAACACGAUCACUUCCGACGCGGCAAUCGGUUCAGGCUACCUGAGAAAGAUUCGCGAGGUCAACAAGUUGGGUCCGUAUCUGGGGAUCGUGGUGCCCAACAUGUUCGAGAUGGACCCUCUUCUUCACUCCGAUCGUUUCGUCCCCGAUUCGAGGACGACAAGCCUCGACAUUAUGGGAAAAAGGUUCAGGAUAGGAAAGGUGGGAAACCAGAAGGUUAUCCUUGUGAUGACAGGAUUGAGCAUGCUAAAUGCAGGGAUAACCACAGAGCUGCUUCUGACCCUGUUCAGCCUGGAAGGCGUUCUUCACUACGGAAUUGCAGGGAACGCAAAUCCAAACCUGCAGAUUGGCGACGUCACGAUUCCGGAGUAUUGGGCUCACUCUGGGCUCUGGAAUUGGCAGAGGUUCGGGUCGGGGCCCAACAACCCGCUUGCCCUGGAGUCCAACGGCGACUUCACCAGGGAAAUCGGCUACCUGAGAUUUGCGAACUACAGCAUUACUCCGUCGUCGGACAACUUUUUGAACAACGUUUGGUAUCAACCGGAGGAGAUAUUCACGGUGGACGGAUCCCCUGAAGUCAGGGAGCACAUCUUCAAGGUCCCCGUCGAUUCGCGUUACCUGGAAGUUGCCAAAAUGGUCGAGAAACAGGGCGUGACCUUGGAGAGGUGCGUGAACUCAUCUUUAUGCCUGCCGAGACCUCCGGCGGCCGCGACGGUGGCGAUGGGAGUGAGCGCGGGCGUCUUCGUCGACAACAGGGCAUAUCGGGAGUUCUUGAGUGCCAAGUUCAACGCCACCGCCAUAGAUAUGGAGAGCGCUGCGGUGGCGCUGGUGUGUCAUCAGCAGAGGACGCCAUUCAUUGCGAUCAGGGCUCUGUCCGACUUGGCCGGCGGUGGGUCGGCUGUUUCUAACGAGGCGGAUGCCUUCGCGCCCUUGGCCGCUGAGAAUGCCGUGCGAGUCUUGCUUAGCUUCAUCGCCGCGUUAUCAUCGUCGUCUUCGUUAGCUAAAUGA